AUGAGCUACUACGGCGGCUACUACGGGGGCCUGGGCUGGGGCUGGGGCGGCCUCGGGGGCCUGGGCGGGGGCUCCGGCUGGGGGUGCGGCGGCUUCCCCAGGCUGGGCUGUGGCUACGGCUACAGGAGCUACGCCUGCUGGCGCCCCUGCUGCUCCGGGGGACAGACUCCCCCGGACACCAUGAGCUACUACGGCGGCUACUACGGAGGCCUGGGCUGGGGCUGGGGCGGCCUCGGGGGCCUGGGCGGGGGCUCCGGCUGGGGGUGCGGCGGCUUCCCCAGGCUGGGCUGUGGCUACGGCUACAGGAGCUACGCCUGCUGGCGCCCCUGCUGCUCCGGGGGGUACGGGUUCUCCGGCUUCUACUGA
Messenger RNA from Miniopterus natalensis, 366 nucleotides. The record is from RefSeq and is a predicted model, not a curated record. NCBI's taxonomy places the organism in Eukaryota, Metazoa, Chordata, Mammalia, Chiroptera, Miniopteridae.